UUUCUGGAAACUGCUUAGAUCUGCAGUUUCAAUUAUUCCUGUUUUCCACCAAUGGGAUGAGAGAAACAAUGUUUCAGUCCCUACCAGUGGCUGGCUGGUGCCAGUUUGCAGCUGGUAUCCAGUGGCUGUCGGAGUUGGAGAGAAUGUUCUAAUCCGUCACCAUUGUACCAAUUGUCUAUAAAAAUUAAUGUGCAAGUGAAGCUCUGCUUUCAAAUGGGGGCAAAUCAAAUUUCAAUUUCCAAUUAAUCAGCACAAAGACAUGAAUGACUCUGAAGAUUUCAAGGAGAGUCACAGCAGAAGCAAAGACCAAACAGAUGGAACAAAAAUGAGUCUAGACAAAGAAGAGAAAGGAGUUAAAUUAAUUAAGAAGUAUGAACCUCUGAUGGGUCAAAGCUGCAGAGGAGGAGAAAUGCCGUCUGAAAUGCCGUCAGUGCCGCUUCCAUUUUCCGCAUCUGGUCCUCAAGAUGAAGAUCUGCGACUGGAGGAACGUCCACAUAGGGAGGACUGCAUGAAGGACGAAUCAUCCCAGACAAAGGUGUCGUUUGAUGGACUGGGUGUCCACCAGCAGACCAUGGAGGAGCUGAAGAGCAUCCUGAGGGACAGUCAUCUGCUCAGCGGCCGAGGGAGAGAGGAGGGGAAACCAGGAAGUCCGUUUACGUACCUCCAUGGGAGCAGCAGCGGAGGACACGAGAGACGGGGGGACGAUGACAAUCCUCACAGGACGUUCAGCACCUUCAAACCUCAGUCUGAUGCUUCCAGAAGGGGGGGAAACUCCAGAGAAAGUACGCCUAUUCAUCUGCCCCCCGCUGUGGAUGCAUCCAGCUCAGUCAGGUCUGCUGCCAAAACAAAUAGGCAGCCUGGAGUCAGGACCAGCGCACAUUCAAGCAGCAGAGCCUGGGGAGAGACGGUAGAUUCAGAUAACGACAACAAAGCCGUUGAAUUCUCUGGCAACUUGAGGUUUUUCUCAGCCAUGGAACAAAUCAAGCAGCAGAUCGCCAGAGAAAACAUCAACUUUGUCCGUUUUGAGGCCACCGAUCUCCACGGAGUGUCGCGGUCCAAGACGGUGCCUGUCCGCUUCUUCCAUGAGAAAGCAAUAUAUGGGGUCCCCAUGCCAAGAAGCUAUUUGGAGCUGACCCUGAGCCCGAAGAGCAACGAAGUGGACCACGCCAACACCGCUAGCUUCAGCAGUGAUGUUCUUCUGAUCCCUGACCUUUCAACUUUCAGAGUCCUGCCUUGGGCUGAGCAGACAGCACGGGUCAUAUGUGAUCCAUGCACCAUAACAGGAAGCCCCCUCCGCACCUCGCCUCGCCUUAUAGCGAAGCAGCUGCUCGGUCAGCUCCAAAGCUUGGGAUUCUCCCUGCACUCAUCCUUCACCUACGAGUGCUGUGUUCUGGGAGCGCCGGACAGAAUCGGACCAAAGACGCUCCUGUUCCCUGCCACCACGCUGCUGAGCAACCACGACCUCCCGUUCUUCCAGCAGCUGGUGGACAGCAUGUACUGCAUGGGCGCAGACAUCGACAGCAUCGCCUCUGCUAGUGGACCCGGCCAGAUGGAGAUCAAUUUGAGGCCGGAGUUUGGGAUCGCAGCUGCAGACAGCGCCUUUACCUUCCGUACUGGCAUUAAAGAAAUGGCUCGUAAGCACAGCUACAUCGCCAGCUUUUUUACCGAUGACGGUCUGUAUAACGCCGGUGUGCUCUCCCAUAGCCUAUGGGACGCUAAUGGGCGGCGCAGUCUCUUCCAGAGUGGCGAAAAGGAAGUAGAUCUGUCUGAGAUUGGUAGAAAAUGGCUGGCGGGGCUCCUCACCCACUCUGCAGCGCUCAGCUGCCUGAUGUCACCCGGCCUGGGCUGCCGGAGCCACAUCGCCAAAACCAUAAAAGACCCCAAGCGUGUUCUGUACGCCACCUGUGGCUGCAAUGACAACAGCAGUUCCUUUAAUAUCAAAUGCCACGGCGGGAGGGAGGCGCACAUCGACAAUAAGCUAGGUUCAGCUAUGGCGAACCCUUACAUUGUCCUGGCUGCUACGGCGGCCGCAGGACUGGACGGCAUCAGGAGAAACCUGAACAUUGAGAACAUUCUGAACAAAACCCCCGGCCAGCAGAGGGAGUUUGCCAUUCCCGUGAAGCUGGACAACGCGCUGGAGGCGUUGGCGGAGGAUCACGUCAUCUGCAGCGCCCUCGGAGAACCGUUUGUUCAAUACUUCAUCGCCAUGAAGAAGUUUGAGAUCGAGACCCAAGAGCUGGACGAUGAGAGGAACAAGUGCCUUGAGUAUUUCAUUUGAACUUAUUUGUGGUGUUUUCGCUCAUAAUUUUACAGAUGAAUCAGUUUCUCUCGUCAAGUAAGACAAGGUUUUCCUCAGAUAUUUUAUUAAAAGUGAAUUCUGAAGUCAAGAGAUAUAUGAUUCGUUAUUGUUUCAUCAACAUCAUAAAAACAAUGAAAAUCAGUGUAUUUUACACAGUAGCAAAAUGGAGAAGACACUGUUAUAUUAGAAAGGCAGAAAUGAAUCUGCUUUAAUAUUAUAACGCAUUUUCUUCAUCUUGUGUCGUUUGCUUACUGUUGUAAUGACCAUUUUGACCUCUUGGGGCCACUGUCUCCGCAGCAGGGUGGUAAACAACAUCUUGCCGAAUCAUCGUGAUGCAGAUUUAUGCAGUUGUGAUUCCCUUAAAAAAUUAAAUUGGGUCAGUGUGUGAAAGUUCUGGAUAGGAUUUUGCUUUUUUGUUAAAACUAUACCAUAUUCAAUAGUCAUUUUCAGUUUUUGACUCUUCCAGAGACUGUAAACUUAAAUGCAAAGAGCCAAAAAGUUGUUGGUUAAAGUAUUUUAUUUUUAUUUUAUAACAUCAAAAUAUCUUUUAUUGCAAAUUCAUGUCUCCAUGGUCUUCUCAGCAUUAUAAGGAGAUAAAUAUAAAGCUUUGUUAAUAAAUUUAAAUAGAUCUUACCCUGAAUAAAGUUGCUGGAACUGAUUUACAUGGUAGAAAAAAUAAAUGUGUGCCGAGUCAUUUCCUUGAGAGAAAAAUUACAAAAU
Messenger RNA from Gambusia affinis (western mosquitofish), 3019 nucleotides. It is a transcript of the gene lgsn, whose product is annotated as lengsin, lens protein with glutamine synthetase domain. Gene Ontology annotation, cellular component: cytoplasm; membrane. The record is from RefSeq and is a predicted model, not a curated record. Gene Ontology annotation, biological process: lens morphogenesis in camera-type eye. Lineage: Eukaryota; Metazoa; Chordata; Actinopteri; Cyprinodontiformes; Poeciliidae. Gene Ontology annotation, molecular function: glutamine synthetase activity. The transcript has 4 exons. Bases 260 to 2278 code for a protein of 672 amino acids.